AUGCGUCGAUUUAUUUCACGAAUACCUCUACGCCGAUCGGAUCCUGGUGUUUCCCGUUCGAAUUUGUCUAAAUUGUCAGUUGUUAUGACACGCAUGCCGGCGUAUCGAGUGUGAGUUCAUUCUCAGCAUCGUGAAUUUAUGGAGGCCGAGAACGAGGAGGUGGCCCUGAUGCAGCCCGCGACGGACACGUCAGCGCGGCCGUCAACGCCAACCGAGAACUAUAACCACAACAAGAUCCGCAGGAGGAACGUAUCCGAGGCCAACGCGGACGGUGAUGAUCGAGUGCCCCUCGUGAGCCUGCCCAAUUCUACGAAAGCGUGGCACAAUGGCGUCACACCGCGGAUACCGGAGACCGCGGUCACCGCGGACACGUCGGCGAUGAGCAAGCAGCGGAACGGCGUGCUGACUUGUGAGGAAGAUCGCGAGUCAAACGACAACGACACUACGGACGUUCCCAUGAACAGCGAGAUGAAAUUGAGCAUCAUCCGCGGUAGCAUCGCCAAUCCGAACCUCACCUUAGGAGAGCUAAGACUACUUGGCUGCAGUAGCGAAGGCUUCGUUAAUGAUGAUGUACGAAGGAUACUGUGGCCGAAACUUCUGCGACUAGCGCAAUUGGAGUUUGCCCCUGUUAACGGACUAGAAACUGUACAUACUCAUAUACCGAAUGAGGUUUACCAGCAAAUAUUAAAGGAUGUGGCACGCAGCGGUAGUCAUAUCUCUGAGACGGCAACAGAAAAGGAAACAGAAAGUUUCCAAGAGCAAUUAACUCAGCUCAUGUGUUGGGUACUUCAUAGACAUUCCCAAUUAAAUUAUUACCAGGGAUAUAAUGACGUAGCAGCAACUGUAUUACUUGUAAUGGGAUUACAAACAGGCUUAUAUGUGCUUGAGAGUAUCUCAUUAGAAUUUCUGGAAAGAUUUAUGGAAAAGACUAUGGAAAAAGUGAAUCAAGAGUUAUUCUAUAUUUUUGCAUUACUGGAAAGAGUGCAUCCUCUACUUCUGGAACAUUUAGAAAAUGUAGAACUAUUUCCACACUUUGCUUUGGCUGAAUAUACAACAUGGUAUGCACACAAGUAUGCAGAAAAUCGAAAAUUGUUACAUAGAUUAUUUGAUUAUUUUCUGGGUAGUCCCCCACUCAUGCCUCUCUAUUUAAGUACAGUAAUCGUUGCACAUAGAGCUAUAGAAAUUUUUAAUACCACACCUGAUAUGGGACAUACGCAUAAAGUAUUAUGUACGUUACCUGACGAUUUGCCAUUCGAAACACUUUUGGUAGAAGCAAGAAAUUUGUAUCGACAAUAUCCGCCUGAGUCUAUUAGUAAUGAUGUUAGGGAUUACGAUCAUAAGAGAAAAAUUAAAGAGCAAGAGUGGAAGGCAAAGGCAGAGGCGAGCCGUCAAGAGAGAGAAAGACAACGAAAAUUAAGAAUUGUUCAAUCAACGCCAAGAAUAUUUUAUCGCAGGAGAAAUUAUAAAACCAUUACCAUUACCAUGACUAUUCUAGCUGUGGGAAUAUAUGCUUUUAUAAAAUGUUCGUCAGUGCUUAACUGACAUUAGGAGAUAUUAUUUGUUGUAAAGAACUAGAAUUUUUAUAUAUUUUCUAAGGCAGAAACCCUUCACUUCUUUGAUAUAUGAGAUUUGAAAUGAAGGUUUAAAAAUAUAAGGUUAUAUAAAAGCACAUUUCCCCAAAGAAAUGAAGGAGCAAGGAAGUUGUGCUGUUAAGAAUAAUUGAAAAGUUUGGUUAUUGAUAUUUGAGUAAAUCGGUUCUAGGACAUGA
Messenger RNA from Pogonomyrmex barbatus (red harvester ant), 1768 nucleotides. RefSeq names its product TBC1 domain family member 20. Gene Ontology annotation, cellular component: endoplasmic reticulum membrane. Gene Ontology annotation, molecular function: GTPase activator activity. The record is from RefSeq and is a predicted model, not a curated record. Gene Ontology annotation, biological process: positive regulation of GTPase activity; endoplasmic reticulum to Golgi vesicle-mediated transport. Lineage: Eukaryota; Metazoa; Arthropoda; Insecta; Hymenoptera; Formicidae.